Messenger RNA from Owenia fusiformis, 3824 nucleotides. The record is from the annotation of a GenBank genome assembly. Lineage: Eukaryota; Metazoa; Annelida; Polychaeta; Sabellida; Oweniidae.
UAGAUGUCAAGGACCAACCACGCCAAAUAUUCCUUCAUAUUUAACAGUUUUCCUGUGACCAGAUACCUUAUCUGAUUGGUCGAGAACAGUGCACGUGAUGCAUUGAAUUGUUGCAUUAUAGAAAAGUUGAUAUAAAACGUGCACUAAGGCCCAUCGACUUGGAGAACUAUCAUGGAAGACCAUUCAGGUUAAGGUACAAUAUAAUAGUAUCUCUUUCGUUGGGACGGAUUUUGAAAGGUUUGCAGCUUUUGGAAUUUUCGAUAAUAUUUACCAAUCACCUAUCACCCAACCCAAAAGGAUGCGCUAACACCGAAAAAUCUGAGACAAAAAUGUUUAUUCAUGUUGAUGAAAAAGUCAACUGUGUGAGGAAGUCUAAAAAGGACAAUCAAUAUUUAACGCUCGAGAAUUACACAAACAAAAUUCUUUUGGGAUUCAUCGUUUGAGAAGCUAUGGCUGAACCUGUUAUUUGCCUCCUUAUAUUAGAAUGUUUCUGCUGUCUCAACAAUGGCGUCCAAGAUAAGACCAAUGGGGCUGUUCCUGGUGGAUAUCCAAUGUGUGAUACAGGGUGCAAAGACAUUGUAGACCCAAGUGCAAUAUUUAAAAAGGAAAUUCUCUUCACGACAGUGGGAGAAACAAUUCUUUACUUUCCCGAUUUGACACACCUGUGGCCUUUAAAAAAUGAUGUACCAGACACAAUCAUUCCCAGAAAUAACAUCAAGGAAAAUGUUAACAAUAGAAAUGGUACAAAUCUGCAUUUUGUUAGCGCGAUAGAAUAUGAAGGCGAAUCUGAUGAUUUCAAAAGGCUAAGAAGAUUCGAUAGAUUUUUGAGGAGCAACGGUCUAAAGCCCCAACUAUAUAGUGGCAGUCACCAUAGAUCUAAACGUGAAUUGCUCUCUCAACAACCUGUGGAUAAAGCGAUUGUUUUGCCUGACACGACCUCUGAUAUCACAUUUGAAUGCGCCACCGAUGGAACCUUACCAGCCGUUGCAUGGUAUGCAUUCACGGAAGAAACUGGUGGCACGUAUAAGAUAAGUCAUAACGGCGACAUAGAGGCCACAGCACCAUUUGGAAGCUACUCGGUAGCAAAUACUUAUGACAUCACAAUUAUUGAUGCAACAAAGGCCGACGCUGGGCGAUACGUAUGUUCCUCCCUUGUACCAACUGAGGACCUUGCUAUAGCAUAUCUGACCGUCGUUGAUCCCCAGCCGUGUGCUAAUUUGUUCGUACCUGUAACGGAGGGAGACGAAGUUUCUCUCGAAUGCUCUGCUGAUUACUAUGGAGCACAAUCGUACGAUUCUCCCUAUGUACCAGAAAUACUUUGGUAUGUAAAUAACAACUUAGUGACAUCAGGAAUUACGGUGACGGGAACAAACACAUCUAAACCAGCUCCUGUUUCUAGUGUAGAUGGAAGAGUGUCAUCGACCUACACAUUUACUGCUGGAAACGAAAUGGAUAUGAUAUAUUUCGAUUGCCGAUUAUUUUUGGAAGGCGAUGAAACUAGUCCUCAAAUUACAGAACAAAACAUAUGUCACAUUAAAUUAGAUGUCACUGCAUUACCAGUUAUAGCCAAUCCAGGGCCAACUGAUACAUACAUUUUAUUGGAUGGCGUCAGCUCAACAUCCGUGGAACUGGAGUGUAAUGUAGACACUGGUGUAUAUGGAUUUGUGUCAUGGAUAGGGAAUAGUGAUAGAUUGACUGCAGCUGGCAACAGUAGAAUAUCUGUAAAUGAAAACGUUGUUGCAAACACUGACCCUGGUCAACCCACUUUUGAUAUAGAAACCGGAACUACAUUUACACUGACGAUUGAUGAUAUCACAGAAGAAGAUGCUGGGUAUUAUGCCUGUCAAGACAUUAUGACUGGGAAUUAUUUGGGCGAGGCAAACGUCGUUGUUCUAAACCCAGUGACAUGUGCUGCAGAAAUAUUGACCGUAGUACCUGGUGGAGAUGACUUUACGGUGGAUUGUUCAAUUGAAUUCUUCGGCGCAGGGGAUACAUCCCAAGAACCAAUUGUUACGAUUGAACUAGACGGGGUUGAGGAAACAGUGAUAACGGACUCAAGCACAACUGCCAGAAAGAGCAUCUCUGUCACUAAAUCUGCUUCCUCUGUAGUAGACGGUCAAGUUUUUACUUGUAAUGUGGCCCAAGAGUCGCUUGGACUGAACAAAACCGAGUUAUGCAGAGUUACAGUCAACAUUCUUGGUAUAACCUUUUGUACAACGUUUCUUCAAAUACACACUCAUAUUGUAAAGAUAAAUACAUCAUAUUUAAAAAAUUAAAAACAUAUUAUAAUAGUAGAUAUUCUAAUUUUGAAAUUUCGAAUUCAGAGAUACCCUGUAUGCAGCGUUUAUUUCAGCGUUAGAUACAUAAUACUAGUAUUGUGACGUCUUCUAACUGUAUUAGUAACCACUGUGUAAUAACACAUGUCUACGCUGAUUAACGCACUUCUAAGCUUACGUAACUCUUGACGUUUGGCCCUUUAUCAGAUUGGUCUUAACAAAACCCAUCGGAUAAAGACAAAUGUGAAGUUAUGUCUUUCGCAAACCCAUUACAUUGGUUCACGUUUACUUUGAUGGCAUCAUCGCAUCGAUGUCUCCAUCGGGUCUAAUGUGCCAAUAUAGUGGUGUGAUAAAACCAAAAUAGAUGCUUGCCAAACAUUUUGACGUUAGUUAGACCUCUAACCUUGUCAAAUAGGUAAACAUACCGAUUAUGCCUGUUAUUCAAAGAAGACAGACUCGAUCACAUUUUAUCAUUUAAUGGUCACAUGUUGACCCGUGUUAGCUAUGACAUCGUCUUCGUUGGUAACUAGGCUAUAAUCGAAAAGACAUGAACAUAAACAUUAUCCAAAUUUUUAUUUCAAACCUAGAGUAAAUAUGCAAGAGAUAUCAGAAUGAAUUGUAUACUAUUUACAACUUCCUUUGGAGUCAUUUGGUCGAGAGGCAUUUUUUCAGAUGUACUUGAGGAGGGUUAGCUAAAGACGGGUAAAGAGAGAGCUGUCGAGGAGCCAGUUAGUUACAUAAUCCGAUCGUGCGCGAGUUACAGUGAACAAAAAUGAUUCGGGAAGUUAUUUAAAACCGAUCGUCUUCAUGAUAUGAAGCAAAAAGGAAUUGGUAGGGCAGCACACUAACGUGUUAGGAAGUUACCACCGACAAUACAUAAUCAUAGUGAUUCAUGUGAAAAUCGAACAUACAUUACAACCAUCGUCAUUGUGAUCUAUAUACAAUCCAGACGCCUCGUAUUCGUAUAAAAUACAUGGAUGAAAAUACAAAUAAACUUUUUUCAAUGAACAGCAAAGGAAAGGACAAUCAUAAAUGAUACUCUAGUCUUAUAGUGAUUUUAUCAGUGUAUUUAUAUCUACCACUACACAUCUAUCUUACAUUGGUAUUCUACAUAGUGUAAACGUCUCGUGAUGUUUGAGUUUUAUGUUAUAUUUAUAAAUAGUGUUAUGAGCUUUUCUCUUUUUAUGAAUGAUUCAAAGAGACAAUUAUUAAAUAGCUCAAAGUCAAAAAGUAUUAUAUAUUAUAGUUAUGUAAAUAUAUAUUAUUAUAUUUUGUACGUUUUAUAUUUUACUAUACAAGAAAUACGUCGGAAUGUUUGAUAUUCUGGUUGUUUUUAGAUAUAAUGAAUUAUACAGGGCAUUCAAUAAGUAAAGCUAAUUUUGCCCUCAAACCUUUAUUUUUCGUCAUUCAUCAAAAAGAUCUAUAUUGAGAUAUACUGAAUAAUACCAAAAUGGUGGUUGUCAUGGUAACGUGGUUACAGGUUCUGCGAAGCAAUUUUAAUAAUUCACAGCAUAGUAGAUUUUGUUAACAUUAGUUUCUGUCCUGCCU